AUGAUCCUCCUGUUAGCGAUGAUUAGAACCCCUGUUCCCAUGUGUCUGUUGAACCUGGCUGAUGAUCCUCCUGUUCUCAGUAGCUGUCCCUUUUUGAACCUGGCUGAGAUGAUCCUCCUGUUCUCUAGUAGCGUCCCUGUUGUUGAACCUGGCUGAGAUGAUCCUCCUGUUCUCUAGUGCUGUCCCGUUGUUGAACCCGGCUGAGAUGAUCCCCCUUUUCUCUGUAGCUGUCCUGUUGUUGAACCUGGCUGGAUGAUCCUCCGUUCUCUAGUAGCUGUCCCUGUUGUUAACCUGGCUGAGAUGAUCCUCUGUUCUCUAUCCUGUCCUGUUGGUGAACCUGGCUGAGUAGCUCCCGUUCUCUAGUGUCCCUGUGUUGAACCUGGCUGAAUGAUCCUCUUCUGAUGUCCCGUCUGUUGAACCUGGCUGAUGAUCACCUGUUGUUGAUCUCCUGUUCUUGAACUGGCUGUGGAUACCUGCGGUUCUCUAGCUGUCCCUGUGUUGAAACCGGCUGUGUGACCCGUGAGUACCUCCUGUUCUCUAGUAGCUGUCCCUGUUGUUGAACCUGGCUGAGAUCCUCCUGUUCUCUAUAGCUGUCCCUGUUGUUGAACCUGGCUGAGAUGAUCCUCCUGUUCUCUAGUGCUGUACCUGUUUUGAACCUGGCUGAGAUGAUCCUCCUGUUCUCUUACUCUCCCUGUUGUUGAACCUGGCUGAGAUGAUCCUCCUGUUCUCUAGUAGUGUCCUGUUGUUGAACCUGGCUGAGAGAUCCUCCUGUUCUCAUAGAUGUCCCUUUGUUGAACCUGGCUGAGAUGAUCUCCGUUUCUAGUAGCUGUCCCGUUGUUGAACCUGGCUGAGAUGAUCCUCCUGUCCUCUAGUUGCUCUGUACCUGUUGUUGAACCUGGCUGAGAUGAUCCCCCUGUUCUCUAGUAGCUGUCCCUGUUGUUGAACCUGGCUGAGAUGAUCCUCCUGUUCUCUAGUAGCUGUCCCUGUUGUUGAACCUGGCUGAGAUGAUCCUCCUGUUCUCUAGUAGCUGUCCCUGUUGUUGAACCUGGCUGAGAUGAUCCUCCUGUUCUCUAGUUGCUCUGUCCCUGUUGUUGAACCUGGCUGAGAUGAUCCUCCUGUUCUGUAGUUGCUCUGUCCCUGUUGUUGAACCUGGCUGAGAUGAUCCUCCUGUUCUCUAGUUGCUCUGUCCCUGUUGUUGAACCUGGCUGAGAUGAUCCUCCUGUUCUCUAGUUGCUCUGUCCCUGUUGUUGAACCUGGCUGAGAUGAUCCUCCUGUUCUCUAGUUGCUCUGUCCCUGUUGUUGAACCUGGCUGAGAUGAUCCUCCUGUUCUCUAGUUGCUCUGUCCCUGUUGUUGAACCUGGCUGAGAUGAUCCUCCUGUUCUCUAGUUGCUCUGUCCCUGUUGUUGAACCUGGCUGAGAUGAUCCUCCUGUUCUCUAGUUGCUCUGUACCUGUUGUUGAACCUGGCUGAGAUGAUCCUCCUGUUCUCUAGUUGCUCUGUACCUGUUGUUGAACCUGGCUGAGAUGAUCCUCCUGUUCUCUAGUUGCUCUGUACCUGUUGUUGAACCUGGCUGAGGACACCAGGACAGAGCUGAAGAUGAGAAACAAGAACAUUGUCCACAUGCUGGUGAAGACCCUGGACCGGGAGAACGAGGAGCUGCUGGUGCUAGUGGUGUCCUUCCUCAAGAAACUCAGCAUCUUCCUGGAGAACAAGAACGAUAUGGUAAGAGAGGGAGAUGGGAGAGGAGGGAGAGAGAGAAGAAUAAGGAGAGGGAGGAAUGAGGAGGGAGAGGGGAGAAGGAGGGAGGGACGGAGAGGGAUGUAUGCAUGGAGAGAUGGAGGGCUGUCAAGCCAACACACAUCAACAUAGACCCUUCUCUUAUUCUAAUGUAGUAUUGCCUCACUAUCUAGUCUAGUUUAUAUGGUGGUGGAUCAGGAGUAGAGUCAGGUCUAGUUUAUAUGGAGGGAAUACAGUACAAUAAAUUGCAUACAGGAGGAUACCAGGUCAGAAUACUGUAUCUAAAUCAGCAUAGAGGGAACAGUGUGCUGUCUUGAUGUGAUAUCCUCUUCAGGAGACAUUUUACCAGUGAAAAAACAACUACCUUGCUGUGUCCAUACGUUAUACAUGAUCGUUCUAGUCUAUGGGGAAGGAGACAUCAUCAGACUUUAUUUCACACGGCAGUGUACACAUUAAACUGCUGUAACCUGCAUGUUCGCUUGUGGGUUUACUGGACGCUAUAAUAAAAGUCAUAAUGAGUCCUAAUCAUUUCCCUGUAUUGUGAUUGGUUGUUAACCCUAACCCUGUAUUGUGAUUGGUUAUUAACCCUAACCCUGUGCUGUGAUUGGUUAUUAACCCUAACCCUGUGCUGUGAUUGGUUAUUAACCCUAACCCUGUGCUGUGAUUGGUUGUUAACCCUAACCCUGUGCUGUGAUUGGUUAUUAACCCUAACCCUGUGCUGUGAUUGGUUGUUAACCCUAACCCUGUGCUGUGAUUGGUUGUUAACCCUAACCCUGUGCUGUGAUUGGUUGUUAACCCUAUCCCUGUGCUGUGAUUGGUUGUUAACCCUACCCCUGUUUUGUGAUGAGUUAUUAACCCUACCCCUGUUUUGUGAUGAGUUAUUAACCCUAACCCUGUGCUGUGAUUGGUUGCUAACCCUAACCCUGUGCUGUGAUUGGUUGGUUGUGUUGCUAGGCUGAGGUAGACACCGUAGAGCGUCUGUCUCGUCUGGUCCCGUGUGAACAUGAAGACCUGCUGAACAUCACACUGCGUCUGCUCCUCAACCUCUCCUUUGACACCGGGCUCCGCAACAAGAUGGUGCAGGUCGGCUUGCUGCCCAAACUCACCUCCCUGCUGGGUACGUACCACACUGGACUAUGUCCUCUCAAAUCAGUUCAUAGGACUUUAUUGGCAAAAUUAUUAAUUAAUUAAUUAUUGGGAAACUUAUGUUAACGUUGCCAAAGCAAAUGGAAUAGACAAUAAACAAAAGGGAAAGGAACAUGUGAUACAUUAGUAAACAUGACACUCACAAAAGUUUUAAAAGAAUAAAGACAUUUCAAAAAUUAUAUUAUUGGCAAUGUACAGUGUUGUAACGAUGUGCAAAUAGUUAAAGUACAAAAGGGAAAAUAAAUAAACAUAAAUAUGGGUUGUAUUUACAAUGGUGUUUGUUCUUCGCUGGUUGCCCUUUUCUUGUGGCAACGGGCCACAAAUCUUGCUGCUGUGAUGGCACACUGUGGUAUUUCACUCAAUAGAUAUGUGAGUUUAUCAAUGUUUGAUUUGUUUUCAAAUUCUUUGUGGGUCUGUGUGAUCUGUGGGAAAUAUGUGUCUCUAAUGUGGUCAUACAUUUGGCAGGAGGUUAGGAAGUGCAGCUCAGUUUCCACCUCAUUUUGUGGGCAGGAUUUUCUUAAUUUGGGGUAUUCUGCCACUGUGUAUUCUCUGUUUAGCACCGGAUAGCAUUCCAAUUUGCUCUGUUUUUUGGUUGAUUCUUUCCAGUGUGUCAAAUAGUUCUCUUUUUGCUUUCUCAUAAUUUGGUUUGGUCUAAAUGUGUUUCUGUCCUGGGCUCUGUGGGGUCUGUUUGUGAACAGAGCCCCAGAACCAGCUGGCUGAGGGGACUCUUCUCCAGGUUCAUCUCUCUGUAGGUGAGGGCUUAGUUAUGGAAUGUGUGGGCAUCACUUCCUUUUAGGUGGUUGUAGAAUUUAACAGCUCUUUUUUGGAUUUUGAUAACUAGCGGGUAUAGUCCUAAUUCUGCUCUGCAUGCAUUGUUUGGGGUUUUACGUUGUACACAACGUAUAUUUUUGCAGAAUUCUGCAUGCAGAGUCUCAAUUUGGUGUUUGUCCCAUUUUGUGAAUUCUUGGUUGGUGAGCGGACCCCAGACCUCACGACCAUAAAGGGCAAUGGGUUCUAUAACUGAUUCAAGUAUUUUUUAGCCAGCUCCUAAUUGGGAUGUCAAAUAUUAUGUUCCUUUUGAUGGCGUAGAAGGCCCUUCUUGCCUUGUCUCUCAGAUCGUUCACAGCUUUGUGGAAGUAACCUGUGGCGCUGAUGUUUAGGCCGAGGUAUGUAUAGUUUUUUGUGUGCUCUAGGGCAACGGUGUCUAGAUGGAAUUUGUAUUUGUUGUCCUGGCAACUGGACCUUUUUUGUAACACUAUUAUUUUUGUCUUACUGAGAUUUACUGUCAGGACCCAGGUCUGACAGAAUCUGUGCAGAAGAUCUAGGUGCUGCUGUAGGCCCUCCUUGGUUGGGGACAGAAGCACCAGAUCAUCAGCAAACAGUAGACAUUUGACUUCAGAUUCUAGUAGGGUGAGGCCGGGUGCAUUUUAGUCAUUUAUCAGACGCUCUUAUCCAGAGCGACUUACAGUUAGUGAGUGCAUACAUUUUCAUACUGGCCCCCCGUGGGAAAUGAACCCACAAACCUGCUGUUGCAAGCGCCAUGCUCUACCAACUGAGCUACAGGGGACCAUUAGGGGGAAGCCGGGCGUGGCAGACUGUUCUAGUGCCCUCGACAAUUCAUUGAUAUAAAUGUUGAAGAGGGUGGACUGAGGAUAAUGUUGAAAAGUUUAAGAAUAGCCCAUUUGAAUUUGUGGUCUGUAUAUUUAAUAAUUUCGUUGAGGAUACCAUCAACACCACAGGCCUUUUUGGUGUUGAAGGGUUUGUAUUUUGUCCUGUAGUUCAUCCAAUGUAAUCUUAGUCUUUAAUAACUGAUUCAAAGCGUUAUAAAUGAUCGCGUAAACAGUAUGGUUUUGCUCUUGCUUCUUUGGGUUAGGGUUAGGGCUUCUUUGUUAGGGCGGUAGAUAGCCUAGCGGUUAAGCCUAGCGAAUCUCUGAGCCGACUAGAUGAAAAGUCUGCCGAUGUGCCCUUGAGCAAGGCACUUAACCAUAGUUGCUCCUGUAAGUCGCUCUGGAUAAGAGCGUCUGCUAAAUUAUUUAAAAAAAGUAAAUAUGGCCUGAUAUCUGACGUGCUGUUCCUUCUUUUUCCGUAGUGUAUUUCUGUAUUGUUUAACUGAUUGACCAUAGUGAAGGCGUAGGCUCAGGUUUUCUGGGUCUCUCUCUCUCUCUCUCUCUCUCUCUCUCGCUCUCUCUCUCUCGCUCUCUCUCUCUUUCUUUCUCUCUCUCUCUCUCUCUCUCUCUCUCUCUCUCUCCCAGAUCUAUCUAUCUAUCUGAAUAUAAUGUAUCAGGUUUGAGCUGUUGGUUUAAUGUGUAGUAAUGUGUUCCUUCUCUCAGGUGAUGAGAACCACAAGCAGAUGGCCAUGUGUAUCCUGUACCACAUCAGUGUUGAUGACAGGUUCAAGUCCAUGUUCGCCUACACAGACUGCAUCCCACAGGUAACGGUACAACACCUGAUCCUGGAUCAGCACCUACACCAGGGUUGUGCUCAAUUCACAAUUGGAUUCAGAAUUGGAUUGAGAAUGCCUCAUCAAUUCCAAUUCAAUUAGAAUUGAAUUACGAUUGAUGCAGUAAACAGGAUAUAUUAUUGCAAUUCGAAUUUAAUGAAAGGAAAUAUAAUUGAAUUCAGUGAAAUUCUAUGAAAUUUAAAUGCCUCUUCUAUUCUAUAUUAGGUGUAGGAUAUACAAAUAUACGUCAAAUAUACAUCUUGUACAUAAAACAUGUCCUGCCAUCCAGGACCUCUAUACCAGGCAGUGUCAGAGGAAGGCCCUAAAAAUGGUCAAAGACUCCAGCCACCCACGUCAUAGACUGUUCUCUGCUACCGCGCGACAAGCGGUACCGAUGCACCAAGUCUGGAACCAGCAGGACGCUGAACAGCUUCUACCCCCGAGCCAUAACACUGAUAAAUACACUAAACAAAAGUAUAAACGCAACAUACGACAAUUUCAAAGAUUUUACUGAGUGACAGUUCAUAUAAGGAAAUAAUUCAAUUGUAAUACAUUAAUUAGGCCCUAAUCUAUGUAUUUCACAUGACUGGGAAUACAGAUAUGCAUCUGGUCACUAGGCCCUAAUCUAUGUAUUUCACAUGACUGGGAAUAUGUUGGUCACGGAUACCUUAAAAAUAAACAGUAUCUGGUGUGAUCACCAUUUGCCUCAUGCAGCGCGACACAUCUCCUUCGCAUAGAGUUGAUCAGGCUGUUGAUUGUGGCCUGUGGAAUGUUGUUCCACUCCUCUUCAAUGGCUGUGCAAAGUGGCUGUAAAUUGGCAGGAACUGGAACACGCUGUCGUACACGUCGAUCCAGAGCAUCCCAAACAUGCUCAAUGGGUGACAUGUCUGGUGAGUAUACAUGCCAUGGAAGAACUGGGACAUUUUCAGCUUCCAGGAAUUGUGUACAGAUCCUUGCGACAUGGAGCAGUGCAUUAUCAUGCUGAAACAUGUGGUGAUGGCGGCGGAUGAAUGACAUGACAAUUGGCCUCAGGAUCUCGUCACCGAAUCUCUGGCAUUCAAAUUGCCAUCGAUAAAAUGCAAUUGUGUUCGUUAUCCGUAGCUUAUGUCUACCCAUACCAUAACCCCACUGCCACCAUGGGGCACUCUGUUCACAACGUUGACAUCAGCAAACCGCUCCCCCACACAACGCCAUACACGUGGUCUGCGGUUGUGAGGUCGGUUGGACGUACUGCCAAAUUCUCUAAAACAAGGUUGGAGGUAGAAAAAUGAACAUUAAAUUCUCUGGCAACAGCUCUGGUGGAUAUUCCUGCAGUCGCAUGCCAAUAGCAUGCUCCCUCAACUUGAGACUCCUGUGGCAUUGUGUUAUGUGACAAAACUACACAUUUUACAGUGGCCUUUUAUUGUCCCCAGCACAAGGUGCACCUGUGUAAUGAUAAUGCUGUUUAAUCAGCUUCUUGAUAUGCCACACCUGUCAGGUGGAUGGAUUAUCUUGGCAAAGGAGAAAUGCUCACUAACAGGGAUGUAAACAGGUUUGUGCACAAAAUUUGAGAGAAAUACGAUUUUUGUGCGUAUGGAACAUUUCUGGGAUCUUUUAUUUCAGCUCAUGAAACAUUUACAUUUACAUUUUAGUCAUUUAGCAGACGCUCUUAUCCAGAGUGACUUACAGUUAGUGAGUGCAUACAUUAUAAAAAUUUAAAAAAUCAUACUGGCUCCCCGUGGGAAUCAAACCCACAACCCUGGCGUUGCAAACACCAUGCUCUACCAACUGAGCUACAUCCCUGCCGGCCAUUCCCUCCCCUACCCUGGGCCAAUUGUGCGCCGCCCCAUGGGUCCCCCGGUCGCGGCCGGCUACGACAGAGCCUGGAUUCGAACCAGGAUCUCUAGUGGCACAGCUAGCACUGUGAUGCAGUGCCUUAGACCACUGCGCCACUCGGGACCAACACUUUACAUAUUGUGUUUAUAUUUUUGUUCAGUGUAUCUAAUGCUAACAUGCUAACUUAGUGCUCUGUGUUGACUCACCAGUUGAUGAAGAUGUUGUUUGAGCACGGUGAGGAGAGGAUCGAUGCUGAGCUCAUCUCCUUCUGUAUCAACCUGGCAGCUAACAAGAAGAACGCUCAGCUCAUCUGUGAAGGUAGGGAGGUCCACUAUCAGUUAUACAGCUCAUCUGUGAAGAUAGGGAGGUCCACUAUCAGUUAUACAGCUCAUCUGUGAAGGUACAGACCACUAUCAGUUAUACAGCUCAUCUGUGAAGAUAGGGAGGUCCACUAUCAGUUAUACAGCUCAUCUGUGAAGAUAGGGAGGUCCACUAUCAGUUAUACAGCUCAUCUGUGAAAGUACAGACCACUAUCAGUUAUACAGCUCAUCUGUGAAAGUACAGACCACUAUCAGUUAUACAGCUCAUCUGUGAAAGUACAGACCACUAUCAGUUAUACAGCUCAUCUGUGAAGGUACAGACCACUAUCAGUUAUACAGCUCAUCUGUGAAGGUACAGACCACUAUCAGUUAUACAGCUCAUCUGUGAAGGUACAGACCACUAUCAGUUAUACAGCUCAUCUGUGAAAGUACAGACCACUAUCAGUUAUACAGCUCAUCUGUGAAAGUACAGACCACUAUCAGUUAUACAGCUCAUCUGUGAAAGGUACAGACCACUAUCAGUUAUACAGCUCAUCUGUGAAGGUACAGACCACUAUCAGUUAUACAGCUCAUCUGUGAAGGUACAGACCACUAUCAGUUAUACAGCUCAUCUGUGAAGGUACAGACCACUAUCAGUUAUACAGCUCAUCUGUGAAGGUACAGACCACUAUCAGUUAUACAGCUCAUCUGUGAAGGUACAGACCACUAUCAGUUAUACAGCUCAUCUGUGAAGGUACAGACCACUAUCAGUUAUACAGCUCAUCUGUGAAGGUACAGACCACUAUCAGUUAUACAGCUCAUCUGUGAAGGUACAGACCACUAUCAGUUAUACAGCUCAUCUGUGAAGGUACAGACCACUAUCAGUUAUACAGCUCAUCUGUGAAGGUACAGACCACUAUCAGUUAUACAGCUCAUCUGUGAAGAUACAGACCACUAUCAGUUAUACAGCUCAUCUGUGAAGGUACAGACCACUAUCAGUUAUACAGCUCAUCUGUGAAGGUACAGACCACCAGAUGUAUCAGAGAUGGUCUGGUGAUCUAAGAACCAUGGAAAUAAGUCCUAGACACGUCAUUGUCAUCCUCCAUGUGAAUUAAUUCAAUAGUAUAAAUAUUUCACAUGCUGUUGAAUAAAUGAUGAAUGCUUGAUUCCCUUCCCUCAGGUAAUGGUCUGAAGAUGUUGAUGAAGAGGGCUCUGAAGCUGAAGGAUCCUUUACUGAUGAAGAUGAUACGAAACAUCUCUCAACACGACGGACCACCCAAACACCUCUUCAUCGUUAGUACUAAAUUCAUGUUGGAUGUUAGUGACUUGAUAAAGCAGAUGUUGUAACUGAAUUGGUUGAAAAGACUGUAAAGAACACAUUAUGAAGCUCCCAGCAAUGAAGCCAUAUAAAAGCAUGCAUACAGUGCACCAUGAGGCAGCAGUGGAUCAGAGAUAUUUGGAAAGGAGACUGUAUGUAUGAAGUGUUGCUGAGUGACUUACUAACAGAACGGUCUCCUUCAGGACUACGUAGGAGACUUGGCAGCCCAGAUCAGUCCUGAUGAAAACGAGGAAUACGUGAUAGAGUGUCUGGGGACCCUGGCUAACCUCACUAUCGCUGAUCUGGACUGGGAACUGGUGCUGAAGGAGUACAACCUGGUACCUUACCUUAAAGAUAGACUCAAACCAGGUGAGUGAGUGAGUGAGUGAGUGAGUGAGUGAGUGAGUGAGUGAAUUCUACAACCACCUAAAAGGAAGCGAUGCCCACACAUUCCAUCACAAAGCCAUCACCUACAGAGAGAUGAACCUGGAGAAGAGUCCCCUCAGCCAGCUGGUUCUGGGGCUCUGUUCUCAAACAGACUAUUUAACAAACUGGAAAGAAUCAACAACAACAAUUGGACCGCUAUCUGGCCCUAAACAGAGAGUACACACUGGCAGAAUACCUAACCACUGUGACAGACCCAAAAUUACGAAAAUCCUUGAUUAUGUACAGACUCAGUGAGCAUAGCCUUGCUAUUGAGAAAGGCCGCCGUAGGCAGAACUGGCUCUCAAGAGAAGAUAGAAUAUGUGCCCACUGCCCACAGCUAUUUGCACAUUUCUAAAACACUGUUCAUAGCUGAGAAUAUAACUCUGGAAAUGUCUUGAUCUUUUUGAAACCUUUUUGAGUGUAAUAGUUACUGUUAAUUUCUAAUAGUUUUUUGUUGAUGUUGUUUUGUGUCUUUUCUCACUUCUGUUUAUUGUUUAUUUCACUUGCUUUGGCGAUGUACACACGUUUCCCAGUAAAGCCCUUUUGAUUUGAUUUGAAUUGACACGUUUCCCAGUAAAGCCCUUUUGAUUUGAUUUGAAUUGACACGUUUCUCAGUAAAGCCCUUUUGAUUUGAUUUGAAUUGACACGUUUCCCAGUAAAGCCCUUUUGAUUUGAUUUGAAUUGACACGUUUCCCAGUAAAGCCCUUUUGAUUUGAUUUUAAUUGAAUUGAGAGACAGAGCGAGAGCGAGAGAGAAAGAGACUCAAACCAGGUAACUAUAUCACUGAAGAAGAAGAGUGGAUUUAGUUUCUGAGAGAAAGAGAGAAUAUGGAGUUGUUCUAAAGAAACAACUCCAUAUUUUGUAACUCACCGUAGUUCUGGAAACAAGUAGAACAGGAGAUCACCGUCUAACCCCAGAAACCUGACCUCUGUGUUGUCAUCAGGCUCCGCGGAGGAUGACCUGAUACUAGAGGUGGUGAUCAUGAUUGGGACGGUGUCCAUGGAUGACAGCUGUGCCGCCAUGUUGGCCAAGUCUGGCAUCAUCCCUGCUAUUAUAGAACUACUGAAUGGUAAGACAUCAUCCCUGCUAUUAUAGAACUACUGAAUGGUAAGACAUCAUCCCUGCUAUUAUAGAACUACUGAAUGGUAAGACAUCAUCCCUGCUAUUAUAGAACUACUGAAUGGUAAGACAUCAUCCCUGCUAUUAUAGAACUACUGAAUGGUAAGACAUCAUCCCUGCUAUCAUAGAACUACUAAAUGGUAAGACAUCAUCCCUGCUAUCAUAGAACUACUGAAUGGUAAGACAUCAUCCCUGCUAUUAUAGAACUACUGAAUUGUAAGACAUCAUCCCUGCUAUUAUAGAACUAGUGGAAAGCCUUCCCAGAAGAGUGGAGGCUGUUAUAGCAGCAAAGGGGGGACCAACUCCAUAUUAAUGCCCAUGAUUUUAGAAUGAGAUGUUGGACGAGCAGGUGUCCACAUACUUUUGGUUAUGUAGUGUAUGAACAUAUAGGUAGGGAUAAAGUGACUAUGCAUCAGGAUAAAUAAUCAACAGUAGCAGCAGCGUAUGUGAUGAGUUAAAAGGGUGUAUAAAGGGUCAGUGCAGAUAGUCCGGGUAGCUAUUGGUUAACAAACUAUCUAUUUAGCAGUCUGAUGGCUUGGAGGUAGAAGCUGUUCAGGGUCCCGUUGGAUCCAGACUUGGUGCAUCGGUACAACUUGCUGUGCGGUAGCAGAGAGAACAGUCUAUGACUUGGGUGGCUGGAAUCGUUGAACAUUUUUAAGGCCUUCCUCUGACACCGCCUGGUGUAAUUCCUUAGUUACAGUGUAUUCAGAAUGUAUUCAGACCACUUGACUUUUUCCACAUUUUGUUGUUACAGCCUUAUUCUAACAUGGAUUAAAUUUUUAAAAAUCCUAAUCAAUCUACACACAAUACCCCCUAAUGACAAAGUGAAAACAGGUUUUUAGACAUUUUUGCAAAUGUAUUAAAAAUAAGAAACAGAAAUACCUUAUUUACAUACGUUUCAGACCCUUUGCUAUGAGACUCUAAAUUGAGCUUAGGUGCAUCCUGAUUCCAUUGAUCAUCCUUGACAUGUUUCUACAACUUGAUUGGAGUCCAUCUGUGGUAAAUUCAAUUGAUUGGACAUGAUUUGGAAAGGCACACACCUGUCUAAAUAAUUUCCCAAGGUUGACAGGGCAUGUCAGAGCAAAAACCAAGCCAUGAGGUCAAAGGAAUUGUCCGUAGAGCUCCGAGACAGGAUUGUGUCGCGGCACAGAUCUAGAGAAGGGUACCAAAAAAUAUCUGCAGCAUUGAAGGUCCCCAAGAACACAGUGGCCUCCAUCAUUCUUAAAUGGAAGAAAUUUGGAACCACCAAGACUAUUCCUAGAGCUGGCCACCCAGCCAAACUCUGACAGAGCUCUAGAGUUCCUCUGUGGAGAUGGGAGAACUUCCAGAAGGACAACCAUCUCUGCAGCACUCCACCAAUCAGGCCUUUAUGGUAGAGUGACCAGACGGAAUCCACUCCUCAGUAAAAGGCACAUAACAGCCCGCUUGGAGUUUCCCAAAAGGCACCUAAAGACUUUCAGACCAUGAGAAAGAAGAUUCUCGGGCCUGAAUGCCAAGCGUCACGUCUGGAGGAAACCUGGCAGCAUCCCAAUGGUGAAGCAUGGUGGUGGCAUGUCAUGCCUAAGUUUGCUAAUCUUGCCAAUGAAAAAAUUAUUAAAGUAGUUGGCAAUAUCAGUUGGUUUUGUGAUGAAUGAGCAAAUGAUUCAAUGAAUGAUGGAGCUGAGUUUGCCUUUUUUCCCAAACUUUCAUUUAAGGUGCUCCAAAGCUUUUUACUAUCAUUCUUUAUGUCAUUUAUCUUUGUUUAAUAGUGUAGUUUCUUCUUCUUUUUUUUAUUCAGUUUAGUCACAUGAUUUCUCAGUUUGCAGUACGUUUGCCAAUCGGUUGUGCAGCCAGACUUAUUUGCCAUUCCUUUUGCCUCAUCCCUCUCAACCAUACCAUUUUUCAAUUCCUCAUCAAUCCACAGGGAUUUAACAGUUUUUACAGUCAUUUCCUUAAUGGGUGCAUGCUUAUUAGUAACUGGAAUAAGCAAAUUCAUAAAUGUGUCAAGUGCAGUGUCUGGUUGUUCGUCAUUACACACCACGGACCAACAUAUAUUCUUUACAUCAACAACAUAGGAAUCACUACAAAACGUAUUGUAUGACCUCUUAUACACAAUAUUAGGCCCAGACUUUGGAGCUUUGGUUUUCCUAGAUAUGGCUACUAUAUUGUGAUCACUACAUCCAAUGGAUAUGGAUACUGCUUUAAAGCAAAUUUCUGCAGCAUUAGUAAAGAUAUGAUCAAUACAUGUUGAUGAUUUAAUUCCUGUACUGUUUGUAACUACCCUGGUAGGUUGACUGAUAACCUGAACCAGGUUGCAGGCACUAGUUACAGUCUGAAGCUUUUUCUUGAGUGGGCAGCCUGAAGAAAGCCUGCCAAUAUUUAAAUCACCCAGAAAGUAUACCUCUCUAUUGAUAUCACAUAUAUUAUCAAGCAUUUCACACAUGUUAUCCAGAUACUGACUGUUAGCGCUUGGUGGUCUAUAGCAGCUUCCCACCAGAAUGGGCUUUAGGUGAGGCAGAUGAACCUGUAGCCAUAUUACUUCAACAGUAUUUAACAUGAGAUCCUCUCUAAGCUUUACAGGGAUGUGGUUCUGAAUAUAGACGGAAACACCGCCCCCAUUGGCAUUUCUGUAUUUUCUGUAAAUGUUAUAACCUUGUAUUGCUACCACUGUAUCAUCAAAGGUAUUAUCUAAGUGAGUUUCAGAGAUUGUCAGAAUAUGAAUGUCAUCUGUUACUAGCAAAUUAAUGAUUUCAUGGACCUUGUUUCUUAAGCUAUAUAUGUUAACGUGGGCAAUUUUGAGCACUUUUCUUCUGGGAUGCUUACUUGUUUUUAUUGCUUUACUGGGAAGCUUACAUUUACAUUUACAUUUACGUCAUUUAGCAGACGCUCUUAUCCAGAGCGACUUACAAAUUGGUGCAUUCACCCUAUAGCCAGUGGGAUAACCACUUUACAAUUAUUAUUUUUUUUUUUAGGGGGGGUAGAAGGAUUACUUUAUCCUAUCCCAGGUAUUCCUUAAAGAGGUGGGGUUUCAAAUGUCUCCGGAAAGUGGUGAGUGACUCCGCUGUCCUGGCGUCGUGAGGGAGCUUGUUCCACCAUUGGGGUGCCAGAGCAGCGAACAGUUUUGACUGGGCUGAGCGGGAACUAUGCUUCCGCAGAGGAAGGGGAGCCAGCAGGCCAGAGGUGGAUGAACGCAAUGCCCUCGUUUGGGUGUAGGGACUGAUCAGAGCCUGAAGGUACGGAGGUGCCGUUCCCCUCACAGCUCUAUAGGCAAGCACCAUGGUCUUGUAACAGAUGCGAGCUUCAACUGGAAGCCAGUGGAGUGUGCGGAGGAGCGGGGUGACGUGAGAGAACUUGGGAAGGUUGAACACCAGACGGGCUGCGGCAUUCUGGAUGAGUUGUAGGGGUUUAAUGGCACAGGCAGGGAACCCAGCCAACAGCGAGUUGCAGUAAUCCAGACGGGAGAUGACAAGUGCCUGGAUUAGGACCUGUGCCGCUUCCUGUGUAAGGCAGGGUCGUACUCUCCGAAUGUUGUAGAGCAUGAACCUGCAGGAUCGGGUCACCGCCUUGAUGUUAGCGGAGAACGACAGGGUGUUGUCCAGGGUCACGCCAAGGCUCUUCGCACUCUGGGAGGAGGACACAACGGAGUUGUCAACCGUGAUGGCGAGAUCAUGGAACGGGCAGUCCUUCCCCGGGAGGAAGAGCAGCUCCGUCUUGCCAAGGUCCAGCUUGAGGUGGUGAUCCGUCAUCCAUACUGAUAUGUCUGCCAGACAUGCAGAGAUGCGAUUCGCCACCUGGUUAUCAGAAGGGGGAAAGGAGAAGAUUAGUUGUGUAUCGUCAGCGUAGCAAUGAUAGGAGAGGCCAUGUGAGGAUAUGACAGAGCCAAGUGACUUGGUGUAUAGCGAGAAUAGGAGAGGGCCUAGAACUGAGCCCUGGGGGACACCAGUGGUGAGAGCACGUGGUGCAGAGACAGCUUCUCGCCACGCCACUUGGUAGGAGCGACCGGUCAGGUAGGACGCAAUCCAAGAGUGAGCCGCGCCGGAGAUGCCCAGCUCGGAGAGGGUGGAGAGGAGGAUCUGAUGGUUCACAGUAUCAAAGGCAGCAGACAGGUCUAGAAGGACAAGAGCAGAGGAGAGAGAGUUAGCUUUAGCAGUGCGGAGAGCCUCCGUGACACAGAGAAGAGCAGUCUCAGUUGAAUGACCAGUCCUGAAACCUGACUGGUUUGGAUCAAGAAGGUCAUUCUGAGAGAGAUAGCAAGAGAGUUGGCUAAAGACGGCACGCUCAAUAGUUUUGGAAAGAAAAGAAAGAAGGGAUACUGGUCUGUAGUUGUUGACAUCAGAGGGAUCGAGUGUUGGUUUUUUGAGAAGGGGAGGAUUCAGCAGGGAGGAGAAUGUGGCAAAGAGCUUCCUAGGGUUAGAGGCAGAUGCUUGGAAUUUAGAGUGGUAGAAAGUGGCCUUAGCAGCAGAAACAGAUGAAGAAAAUGUAGAGAGGAGGGAGAGAAAAGAUGCCAGGUCCGCAGGGAGUCUAGUUUUCUUCCAUUUCUGCUCAGUUGCCCGGAGCUCUGUUCUGUGAGCUCGCAAUGAGUCAUCAAGCCACGGAGCUGGAGGGGAGGACCGAGCCGGCCGGGAGGAUAGGGGACACAGAGAGUCAAAGGAUGCAGAAAGGCAGGAGAGGAGGGUUGAGGAGGCAGAAUCAGGAGAUUGGAGGGAGAAGGAUUGAGCAGAGGGAAGAGAUGAUAGGAUGGAAGAGGAGAGAGUAGUGGGAGAGAGAGAGCGAAGGUUGCGGCGGCGCAUUACCAUCUGUGUAGGGGCAGAGUGAGUAGUGUUGGAGGAGAGCGAGAGAGAAAAGGAUACAAAGUAGUGGUCGGAGACAUGGAGGGGAGUUGCAGUGAGAUUAGUAGAAGAGCAGCAUCUAGUAAAGAUGAGGUCAAGCGUAUUGCCUGCCUUGUGAGUAGGGGGGGACGGUGAGAGGGUGAGGUCAAAAGAGGAGAGGAGUGGAAAGAAGGAGGCAGAGAGAAAUGAGUCAAAUGUAGACGUAGGGAGGUUGAAAUCCCCCAAAACUGUGAGGGGUGAGCCAUCCUCAGGAAAGGAACUUAUCAAGGCGUCAAGCUCAUUGAUGAACUCUCCAAGGGAACCUGGAGGGCGAUAGAUGACAAGGAUAUUAAGCUUAAAUGGGCUAGUGACUGUGACAGCAUGCAAUUCAAAUGAGGAGAUAGACAGAUGGGUUAGGGGAAAAAUUGAGAAUGUCCACUUGGGAGAGAUGAACAGAGCUUAGCAGCAGUAGAUGUGCUCAUGUUCUUUAUGUUAGUGCAGGGUGAGCUGCACACAGUGGCCUUCCUCCUCGGGCACACCGCCUCAGUGCUAACAGUAUAAAUUUGGUUCUUAGGCACAUGAUACUGCAUACAACAGCUGUAGGAUCAGCGGUGGCAUUCAGGGCAGCUAGAGGGACAUAAUAAUAAAUAAAUAAUAUGCCAUUUAGCAGACGCUUUUAUCCAAAGCGACUUACAGUCAUGCGUGCAUACAUAUUAUUAUUAUUUUUGUGUAUGGGUGGUCCCGGGGAUCGAACCCACUACCUUGGCGUUACAAGCGCCGUGCUCUACCAGCUGAGCUACAGAGGACCACAAACCAGCUUACCCACAUUGUGUCUACUGACGCCCCUGAUGUAAUGUACAUUUGCUGAAGCAUUUUGACAACUCUGCGUCACAAUGGUAGGGAUUAGCUGAGCUGGGCUUGGGUCAUUGCUAAGUCAUUGUCUCAACGUAGCCUUAUAAUGCUGUAAGAGGAUCCAGGAACCCAAAUGAUUUGGGUGGAUCCCAUCCUCCUUAUAAAAUGUGUUUUGUUUCCAAAAGGUAACGAAAUUGUCAACAAAAGUUACACCCAUUGAGAUGCAAUUAUCACGUAGCCAGUUGUGAAGAGCAAGAAUCCUGCUAAAGCGUUCAAUGCCACGAUUCAGAGAGGGCACAGGGCCAGAUAUUAUGUUUUUUUUUGUUAGUGUCUAGCAGAGAUUCAAUCAGCUCUUUAAAAUCCAGUUUCAACUGUUCAGAGCUGCCCUUCAUUAUGUCAUUAAAACCCACAUGGACUACGAUAGAAUCGAUUUCCAUGUUCUGACGUAGUACAUUCGGGAGCAGCUUAGUAAUGUAAUUUACUCGAGCUCCGGAAUAGGACAUUGUUUUUGCACCAGGAACAGUCACAUUUCUUACCAUGGAGCUGCCAAAAAUCACGGCUGGCGAGAAGGAUGAGGAAAUCCGCCCACUCCCACUCUUCACAGGAUGCCGGCCUCUGACAGAUGGAGAAGCCCCGCUCGAUCCAGAGCAGAGCCGGAAGGUUGCCGACGUCGACUUCGAAAUCGUAGUAGUAGGUACUGCUGCCGCAGACACCCCCAGCGACGAAGGAGCAGGAAGAUCAGGCUCCAGGAAGGCGAAACUAUUCGUUGUUUGUAUCCGCUCCGGGCCUCUCGUUGGGAGUGUAGACUGCUUUGCGGGAGGUCGCUGUCUUCGGCUUCCACGGCUCGUGACAUGCGACCAUCGUUGAUUGCCUUUCUCCUCAUGCUGUGCUCCUUCGACGGCGCUAUCAGAUGGGGGAGCUCCGGGCAACACCGGCCAGUCGGAUAACAACAAACGACAAGGCGGAGAUGCAUCCAACAAGCACAAACGCCGUCCAGCCACCGGUGUAGAAAAUGUAAACAUUCCAGUCUGCGUUCUCCCCAGUUUCUUACGUAGGCUGGCGACCUGCGUGAUCAAGGAAGCCACCUCAAGACUAUAAUCCAUAAGGAAACAUCAUGACCACUGAGGGAGUGGGGGGGUAGGACCAUACCUUUUGUCAAGGUGGGUGAGGGCAGUGUGCAGUGCAAUGGCGAUUGAAGAGGGUCGAGUGUGUCCAGGAGUUGAUAUGGUCUUUGACUACACAUCACAUCACAUUCAUUAGCCCUGGUUCUUGCUUGUGUGAGCCCUCAUUUGAAACAUUCCCCAUGGCACCCAGUGUUUUCCGUAAGUACAUGGCGUAGCCAGCCAAAUAGAAAAGGCCUAUAGCCUCACGGAUCAUGCUAGACUCCUCUAGUGCUGCAGGAAUGUCUCUCUCUUUCCCAGAGGGGGGAUCAAGGGAAUCAGAGACCUGGAUCAGAACCAAUAUGACAGCUUCUUAUUGAACUGAUGAGACCUGGAUCAGAACCAAUAUGACAGAGCUUCUUAUUGAACUGAUGAGACCUGGAUCAGAACCAAUAUGACAGAGCUUCUUAUUGAACUGAUGAGACCUGGAUCCAGAAACGAUUCCCUGCCUGACGAUCCAGAAACGAUUCCCUGCCUGACGAUCCAGAAACGAUUCCCAGCCUGACGAUCCAGAAACGAUUGCCCCGCCUGGCGAUCGAGAAACAAUUCCCCGCUUGACGAUCCAGAAACGAUUCCCCGCUUGACGAUCCAGAAACGAUUCCCUGCCUGACGAUCCAGAAACGAUUGCCCCGCCUGGCGAUCCAGAACCGAUUCCCUGCCUGACGAUCCAGAAACGAUUCCCUGCCAGACGAUCCAGAAACGAUUCCCUGCCUGACGAUCCAGAAACGAUUCCCCGCCUGACGAUCCAGAAACGAUUCCCCGCCUGACGAUCCAGAAACGAUUCCCCGCCUGACGAUCCAGAAACGAUUCCCCGCCUGACGAUCCAGAAACGAUUCCCAGCCUGACGAUCCAGAAACGAUUCCCAUCCUGACGAUCCAGAAACGAUUCCCCGCCUGACGAUCCAGAAACGAUUCCCCGCCUGACGAUCCAGAAACGAUUCCCCGCCUGACGAUCUAGAAACGAUUCCCCGCCUGACGAUCCAGAAACGAUUCCCUGCCUGGCGCAAUACAGACUUCUCACAACAUAGCUCAGCCUCAUCAUAGAAAUAAGAAACACUUCAUACUGUGCAUGUGGCUGUUAAACAAAACGACCUGUGGGAUGGUUUUAGAGGUCAGGGUUUGGAUGGUUUUAGAGGUCAGGGUUUGGAUGGUUUUAGAGGUCAGGGUUUGGAUGGUUUUAGAGGUCAGGGUUUGGAUGGUUUUAGAGGUCAGGGUUUGGAUGGUUUUAGUGGUCAGGGGGUGGUUUUAGGGUCAGGGUUUGGAUGGUUUUAGAGGUCAGGGUUUGGAUGGUUUUAGAGGUCAGGGUUUGGAUGGUUUUAGAGGUCAGGGUUUGGAUGGUUUUAGAGGUCAGGGUUUGGAUGGUUUUAGAGGUCAGGGUUUGUUUCCCUUUUUUGUCUAAGAUGGUUGUUUCUCCCUACAGCCCAGCAGGAGGAUGAUGAGUUUGUGUGUCAGAUCGUCUAUGUGUUCUACCAGAUGGUGUUUCACCAGGCUACCAGGGAGGUCAUCAUCAAAGACACACGUAUCCUUCCUACCCACAAUGCACUGCUUCUUACGUUUAAAACAAAUUGAUGCAUAGUCAAAAAUUGUUGUAUUUUGACCAGCUAAUACUUGAGUGUGAAAUAUAUUUUUUCAGUUUUAACUAUUAAAACCCAUGCUCCUCCUCUUCCUCCUCUUCCUCCUCCUCAUCUUCCUCCUCCUCUUCCUCAUCCUCCUCCUCAUCCUCCUCUUCCUCCUCCUCCUCCUCCUAUAGAAAACCACAUCAUUACUGUACGUUUUGGCUGUUUGGUCCUAUGAGCCAGAUAUGAACCCAGCGACCUCAGACUUCCCAGAGUUGUAGCCCUUAACCCUUAACCCUCAUCUCAGAGGCUCCGGCGUACCUUAUCGAUCUGAUGCACGACAAGAAUGCUGAGAUACGCAAGGUCUGUGACAACACUCUGGACAUAAUCGCUGUAAGUAACGUACUAUUCCUGAAUUAAAGACUACAACAGAGGGAGAAACACCUGCCACUAGGGGGGGCAUUACUGUGUGUACCCCAGUCUCUCUGAGGGAGGGGUAUCCUACGACGCAAGCUACAUCUACUCAGGCUUUUAUAAAGCUAGCCAGCUUCAGUUAGCUUCACAUUGAUCUCCUCAGGCUUUUCUAAAGCUAGCCAGCUUCAGUUAGCUUCACAUUGAUCUCCUCAGGGUUUUCUAAAGCUAGCCAGCUUCAGUUAGCUUCACAUUGAUCUCCUCAGGGUUUUCUAAAGCUAGCCAGCUUCAGUUAGCUUCACAUUGAUCUCCUCAGGGUUUUAUAAAGCUAGCCAGCUUCAGUUAGCUUCACAUUGAUCUCCUCAGGGUUUUAUAAAGCUAGCCAGCUUCAGUUAGCUUCACAUUGAUCUCCUCAGGGUUUUCUAAAGCUAGCCAGCUUCAGUUAGCUUCACAUUUCAGGUCUCAUCCGUAAUACGACGGUGGAUUGUAUUAUUAUUUUUGUUUGGGGGUGGAUCAGCUUUAAUAUUGCAGAUAGAUUGUAGCUUCCAUCAAUGUAAUUGUCUGCAUCAUUUCCAAUCCCCAAUAUAUUUUUUGGGUAAAUAUAUGUAUACACUACCGGUCAAAAGUUUAAGAACACCUACUCAUUCAAGGGUUUUUCUUUAUUUUUACUAUUUUCUACAUUGUAGAAUAAUAGUGAAGACAUCAAAACUAUGAAAUAACACAUAUGGAAUCAUGUAGUAACCAGAAAAGUGUUAAACUAAUCAAAAUAUAUUUUAUAUUUGAGAUUCUUCAAAUAGCCACCCUUUGCCUUGAUGACAGCUUUGCACACUCUUUAAUGUGGCCGACAGACAAGUUCCUUACUUUUUCCCCCUUCUUCUUCUUCUUCUUGCCUCCUCCAUGUUUGCGGUAAUGCUGCAAUUAGUCAGUUGUAAUUUUGGGUAGAGCAGACAUUUCCAUAUAUUUUUGUUAGCUGCAUGUGUGACAUAACUCCACCAGUCCUAUUUAUGAAAUCAUUUACAAAGAUUAUGCUUUUUAUUUUAUAUUGGAAAAUAAUGUUUUUUAAAAUCAAAUUAGUAUAUUUGAGUUUAACCAUAAUAUUUGUUGUAUUAUUUGUUCUGUCUUUUCUGGUGGAUUAAACUGAAAUUGCAACCAACUUUCUAUGGCUUGUUUUAAAAAUAGCGAUAUUUUGGAGAUUAUUUCCUUUUCAAAUAACUGAAAGUGAGAGGUUGUAAUCUGAAUACAGUGAGGGAAAAAAGUAUUUGAUCCCCUGCUGAUUUUGUACGUUUGCCCACUGACAAAGAAAUUAUCAGUCUAUAAUUUUAAUUGUAGGUUUAUUUGAACAGUGAGAGACAGAAUAACAACAACAAAAUCCAGAAAAACGCAUGUAAAAAAUGUUAUCAAUUGAUUUGCAUUUUAAUGAGGGAAAUAAGUAUUUGACCCCUCUGCAAAACAUGACUUAGUACUUGGUGGCAAAACCCUUGUUGGCAAUCACAGAGGUCAGACGUUUCUUGUAGUUGGCCACCAGGUUUGCACACAUCUCAGGAGGGAUUUUGUCCCACUCCUCUUUGCAGAUCUUCUCCAAGUCAUUAAGGUUUCGAGCCUGACGUUUGGCAACUCAAACCUUCAGCUCCCUCCACUAACUCUAGCAGGCUUGUAACUGCGCGUGCAUGUCGCACAUGGCUAGUCGAACGUCAAACUCUUCAUUGAGACAACGCUGAAACAUCAAUCCAUGGAUGAGUCAGUUCCACAUUUUCAUUUGUGCCGAAAUCAAAAUGAAAGAAAAGUUAUCUUGCUAAUUCAGCUUUCUUUAUCUUGUUACUUUUUAUUUUUUUAGUCAUUUAGCAGACGCUCUUAUCCAGAGCGACUUACAGGAGCAAUUAGGGUUAAGUGCCUUGCUCAAAACAGAUUUUUCACCUAGUCGGCUCGGGGAUUAGAACCAGCGACCUUUCGGUUACUGGUCCUCUGUAGCUCAGCUGGUAGAGCACGGCGCUUGUAACGCCAAGGUAGUGGGUUCGAUCCCCGGGACCACCCAUACACAAAAAAAUGUAUGCACGCAUGACUGUAAGUCGCAUUGGAUAAAAGCGUCUGCUAAAUGGCAUAUUAUAUUUAUAUAUUAUUAUAUUAUUAUAUUAUAUUAUAUUAUAUUAUUAUAUAUCUUAACCACUAAGCUACCUGCUGUCUCUGGUGUGUUUAUCAAUGUACGAGCACCCUUUUCCCGCUCCUAACGCUUCUCCUCCUCUGUGGAACAGCUUGUUGCCUUGUGGCCAUAGACAUAUAAUCCAUAGAAGGGUUUUGGAACCUCUAGCCCUGGCUGUUUAACUGUUAAACUCAUGGGUACACAAGCAAUGGCUGCCAGUCUUGACUUGAAUGGGAAAUGCCAUCUGUCGAUGUACACUGAGUGUACAAAACAUUAGGAACACCUGCUCUUUCCAUGACAUAGACUGACCAGGUGAAUCCAGGUGAAAGCUAUGAUCCCUUAUUGAUGUCACUUGUUAAAUUCACUUCAAUCAGUGUAGAUGAAGGGGAGGAGACAGGUUAUAGAAGGAUUUUUAAGCCUUUUGACAAUUGAGACAUGGAUUGUGUAUGUGUGCCAUUCAGAGGGUGAAUGGGCAAGACAGAAUAUUUAAGUGCCUUUGAACGGGGUAUGGUAGUAGGUGCCAGGCGCACCGGUUUGAGUGUCAAGAACUGCAACGCUGCUGGGUUUUUCACGCUCAACAGUUUCUCCCACCUUAUCCCCCUCCCUCCCUCCCUCUCUCUCUCCCUCCCCCCCUCCCUCCCCCUCCCCCUCUCUCCCUACCACCCCCUCUCUCCCUCCCACCUUAUUCCCCCUCCCUCCCUCCCUCCCUCCCCUCUCCCCCCUCCCUCUCUCCCUCCCUCCAACCCCCUCUCUCCCUCCCACCUUAUCCCCCUCCCCCUCCCUCCCUCCCUCCCUCCCUCCAACCCUCUCUCUCCCUCCCACCUUAUCCCCCUCCCCUCCCUCCCUCCCUCCCCCCCUCCCUCCCUCUCUCUAGGAGUAUGAUGAGGAGUGGGGGAGGAAGACUCAGAGAGAGAAGUUCCGAUGGCAUAACUCUCAGUGGUUAGAGAUGGUGGAGAGUAGGCAGAUGGAGGAUGGAGAGCCCUUCAUGUACGGAGACGAUGGAGAGAUGGACAGACCUGACCUCUUCUACAGCACUGGUCAGUACACGCACGCACACACGCACGCACACACGCACACACGCACACACGCACGCACACACACACACACACACACACACACACGCACACACGCACGCACACACGCACGCACACGCACACACACACACACACACACACACACACACGCUUCUACAGCACUGGUCAGUACACACACACACGCACGCACGCACGCACGCACGCACACACACACACACACACACACACACACACACACACACACACACACACACACACACACACACACACACACACACACACACACACACACACACACACACACACACACACACACACACACACACACACACACACACACACACACACACACACACACACACACACACACACACACACACACACACACGCUUCUUAAGUGCUGGUCAGUAAAGUGUAUACAGUGCUAUUUGAAUGAAUCACCCAUAGCAUUUUUAGAUCCACUGUGCUGUUCGUUUGUCUCUUUGAGUUCCACCAGCAGCUGUUAGGAAGAUGAUGGUGUGAGAUCCUUUAGAGGAAGACCUCUCUCUCUCUCUCUCUCUCUGUGUCCAGAUGGGAUCACCCCUGCGUCAGGAGCAGUCAGUCCAGACUUCUUCAGUGAUCCCUAUGCACAGAAUGGAGACGGACAACAUGGGUAUGACAGUGAGACAACCUUUAACUCUCCCAGACACUAUUGAUUCCUCUCACCCAUACACACUCACCUUUACAUGUCAUCCAUACAGUACUCUUCCAGUAUACCUGUUAGUAUCUAACACCUUGGAGGAUAGGGUCUAACACCUUGGAGGAUAGGGUCUAACACCUUGGAGGAUAGGGUCUAACACCUUGGAGGGUAGGGAGUUGUGGGGGUAGGGGUGUAGGCCGUGGGGGGUGGAGGGGGGGGGGGGGGGGGGGGGGUGUAGGCACACCCCUUGGCUACACACAAUACCACAUAAUGUCAAAGUGGAAUUAUGUUUUAGAAUUUUUUACAAAUUAAUUAAAAAUGAAAAGCUUAAAUGUCUUGAGUCAAUUAGUAUUCAACCCCUUUGUUAUGGCAAGUCUAAAGAAAUUCAGCAGUAAACAUUUGUUUAACAAGUCACAUAAGUUGCAUGAAAUCACUCUGUGUGCAAUAAUAGUGUUUAACAUGAUUUUUGAAUGACUACCUCAUCUCUGUACCUCACACAUACAAUUAUCUGUAAUGUCCCUCAGUCGAGCAGUGAAUUUCAAGCACAGAUUCAACCACAAAGACCAGGGAGGUUUUCCAAUGCCUCACAAAGAAGGGCUCCUAUUGGUAGAUGGGUAAAAAUAAAAAAGCAGACAUUGAAUAUCCGUUUGAGCAUGGUGAAGUUAUUAAUUACACUUUGGAUGGUGUAUCAAUACACCCAGUCACUACAAAGAUAAUUAAUUAAUUAGACUGACUAGCUCUCUAAGUCACAGAGGUUAUGAUCCUAUUAGUGGGUAGGUCUGCGUGACAGAGGUUAUGAUCCUAUUAGUGGGUAGGUCUGUGUGACAGAGGUUAUGAUCCUAUUAGUGGGUAGGUCUGUGUGACAGAGGUUAUGAUCCUAUUAGUGGGUAGGUCUUUGUGACAGGUUAUGAUCCUAUUAGUGGGUAGGUCUGUGUGACAGGUUAUGAUCCUAUUAGUGGGUAGGUCUGUGUGACAAAGGUUAUGAUCCUAUUAGUGGGUAGGUCUGUGUGACAGAGGUUAUGAUCCUAUUAGUGGGUAGGUCUGUGUGACAGAGGUUAUGAUCCUAUUAGUGGGUAGGUCUGUGUGACAGGUUAUGAUCCUAUUAGUGGGUAGGUCUGUGUGACAGGUUAUGAUCCUAUUAGUGGGUAGGUCUGUGUGACAGGGGGUCAAUGCAAAUAGUCCGGGUAGCCAUUUGAUUAACUAUUUAGCAUUCUUAUGGCUUGGGGGUAGAAGCUGUUAAGGAGCCUUUUGGACCUAGACUUGGCGCUCCGGUACCGCUUGCUGUGUGGUAGCAGAGAGAACAGUCUAUGACUAGGGUGGCUGGAGUCUUUGACCAUUUUUAGGGCCUUCCUCUGACACCGCCUAGUAUAUAGAUCCUGGAUGGCAUGAAGCUUGGCCCCAGUGAUGUACUGGGCCGUACGCACUACCCUCUGUAGCGCCUUACAGUCGGAUGCCGAGCAGUUGCCAUACCAGGCGGUGAUGCAACCGGUCAGGAUGCUCUUGAUGUUGCAGCUGAAUAACCUUUUGAGGAUCUGAGUACCCAUGCCAAAUCUUUUCAGUCUCCUUAGGGGGAAUAGGCGUUGUCGUGCCCUCUUCACGACUGUCUUGGUGUGUUUGGACCAUGAUAGUUUGUUGGUGAUGUGGACGCCAAGGAACUUGAAGCUCUCGACCCGCUCAAUACAGACCCGUCGAUGUGAAUGGGGGGUGUGCCUGGCCCCUCUUUUCCUGUAGUCCACGAUCAUCUCCUUUGUCUUGGUCACGUUGAGGGAGAGGUUGUUGUCCUGGCACCACAUUGCCAGGUCUCUGACCUCCUCCCUAUAGGCUGUCUCAUCAUUGUCGGUGAUCAGGCCUACCACCGUUGUGUCGUCUGCAAACUUAAUGAUGCUGUUGGAUUUGUGCGGUUGUGGGUGAACAGGGAGUACAGGAGGGGACUAAGCACGCACCCCUGAGGGGCCCCCGUGUUGAGGAUCAGCGUGGCAGAUGUGUUGUUGCCUACCCUUACCACCUGGGGGCGGCCCGUCAGGAAGUCCAGCAUCCAGUUGCAGAGGGAGGUGUGAAUGUUGACCUGUUUAAAGGCUUUACUCACAUUGGCUACGGGUUAGAGUGCGAUCACACAGUCUUCCGGAACAGAUGUUGCUCUGAUGCGUGGUUCAGUGUUGCUUGCCUUGAAGCAAGCAUAGAAGACAUUUAGCUCAUCUGGUAGGCUCGCUGGACAGCUCGCGGCUGAGUUUCUUUUGUAAUCAGUAAUAGUUUGCAACCCCUGCCACAUCCGACGAGCGUCAGAGCUGGUGUAGUAGGAUUCAAUCUUAGUGCUGUAUUGACGCUUUGCCUGUUUGAUGGUUCGUCGGAGGGCAUAGCAGGAUUUCUUAAAAGUGCCUGGAUUAGUGUCCCGCUCCUUGAAAGUGGCAGCACUAGCCUUUAGCUCGGUGCGGAUGUUGCCUGUAAUCCAUUCUGGUUGGGAUAUGUACGUACGGUCACUGUGGGGACGUCGUCGAUGUACUUAUUGAUGAAGCCAGUGACUGAGGUGGUGUACUCCUCAAUGCCAUUGGAUGAAUCCCGGAACAUAUUCCAGUCUGUGCUAGCAAAACAGUCCUGUAGCGUAGCAUCCGUGUCAUCAGACCACAGUUUAUCAUGAGAUACUCUACCUCAGGCGAGCAAAACCUUGAGACUUCCUUAAUAUUAGAAAUCGUGCACCAGCUUUUUUUGACAAAUGGACACAGACCACCUCCCCUCGUUUUAUGGAGGUUGAUGUUCUGUCUUGCCGAUGAGAUAAUCCAGCAAACUGUAUAUUAUCCAUGUCCUCGUUCAGCCACGACUCAGUGAAACAUAAAAUGUUACAGGGAUUAUAAUCUUCAUUGACAGGGCAGCAAUGGAGCAAGGAUUAUUAUCUUAAUUGACAUGGCAGCAAUGGAGCAAGGAUUAUUAUCUUCAUUGACAUGGCAGCAAUGGAGCAAGGAUUAUAAUCUUCAUUGACAGAGCAGCAAUGGAGCAAGGAUUAUUAUCUUCAUUGACAUGGCAGCAAUGGAGCAAGGAUUAUAAUCUUAAUUGACAGAGCAGCAAUGGAGCAAGGAUUAUUAUCUUCAUUGACAGAGCAGCAAUGGAGCAAGGAUUAUUAUCUUCAUUGACAGGGCAGCAAUGGAGCAGGGAUUAUAAUCUUCAUUGACAGAGCAGCAAUGGAGCCGGGAUUAUAAUCUUCAUUGACAGCAGCAAUGGAGCAAGGAUUAUUAUCUUCAUUGACAGGGCAGCAAUGGAGCAGGGAUUAUAAUCUUCAUUGACAGAGCAGCAAUGGAGCAGGGAUUAUAAUCUUCAUUGACAGAGCAGCAAUGGAGCAGGGAUUAUAAUCUUCAUUGACAGGGCAGCAAUGGAGCCGGGAGGUUGAGAAGGUUUGUCAUGGGCUCUCAAAUCCUCAAAAGGUUCUACAGCUGUACCAUUGAGAGCAUCUUGACUGGCUGGAUCACCGCCUGGUAUGGUAACAGCACCGCCCUCCAUCGCAUGGCACAUCACUGUACAGAGCUCCCUGCCAUCCAGGACCUCUAUAUCCGAGCUCCCUGCCAUCCAGGACCUCUAUAUCCGAGCUCCCUGCCAUCCAGGACCUCUAUAUCCGAGCUCCCUGCCUCCAGGACCUCUAUACCAGAGCUCCCUGCCAUCCAGGACCUCUAUAUCCGAGCUCCCUGCCAUCCAGGACCUCUAUAUCCGAGCUCCCUGCCAUCCAGGACCUCUAUAUCCGAGCUCCCUGCCAUCCAGGACCUCUAUAUCGAGCUCCCUGCCAUCAGGACCUCUAUACCGAGCUCCCUUGCCAUCCAGGACCUCUAUAUCGAGCUCCCUGCCAUCCAGGACCUCUAUACCAGAGCUCCCUGCCAUCCAGGACCUCUAUACCAGAGCUCCCUGCCAUCCAGGACCUCUAUAUCAGAGCUCCCUGCCAUCCAGGACCUCUAUAUCCGAGCUCCCUGCCAUCCAGGACCUCUAUAUCCGAGCUCCCUGCCUCCAGGACCUCUAUAUCAGAGCUCCCUGCCAUCCAGGACCUCUAUAUCAGAGCUCCCUGCCAUCCAGGACCUCUAUAUCAGAGCUCCCUGCCAUCCAGGACCUCUAUAUCCGAGCUCCCUGCCAUCCAGGACCUCUAUAUCAGAGCUCCCUGCCAUCCAGGACCUCUAUAUCCGAGCUCCCUGCCAUCCAGGACCUCUAUAUCCGAGCUCCCUGCCAUCCAGGACCUCUAUGUCAAGCGGUGUGAAAGGACAGGCCGGAAAAUUGUUAAAGACUCUAGCCACGCAAGCCAUAGACGGUUCUCUCUGCUGCCGCACGGCAAACAGUACCGGAGCAUCAAGUGUGACACCAACAGGCUCCUGAACAGCUUCUAUCCCCAACCCAUAAGACUGAUAACAGAAUGGCUACAGACUAUUUGAGUAUUUUAUUUAUGCACACACAGAGACAGAGAGAGAGACAGAGAGACAGAGAGACAGAGAGACAGAGACAGAGAGACAGAGAGACAGAGAGACAGAGAGAGAGAGAGAAAAUGCAAAUGCCUCUAUCCCCCCAAAAAAUGGUCAGCAGCUCUGUCGCAUGCUGGAUCUAGUCAAUGGUAGGCUUCAAGGGGCUUCUUACAGUAGGUACACCUACAGCUCAUCCCUUGGCAGUAGUACUGUAGAUUACUUUAUCACUGACCUCAACACAGAGUCUCUCAGUGUUCACAGUCAGCCCACUGACACCCCUAUCAGAUCACGGCAAAAUCACAGUCUACUUGAACAGAGCAAUACAUUUACAUUACAUUUUAGUCAUUUAGCAGACGCUCUUAUCCAGAGCGACUUACAGUUAGCACAUACAUUAUUUUAUCGAACCCACAACCCUGGCGUUGCAAACGCCAUGCUCUACCAACUGAGCUACAUCCCCUGCCGGCCAUUCCCUCCCCUACCCUGGACGACGCUGGGCCAAUUGUGCGCCACCCCAUGGGUCUCCUGGUCGCGGCCGGCUACGACAGAGCCUGGAUUCGAACCAGGAUCUCUAGUGGCACAAUACUCAAUCAUGAGGCAUCAAAGCCAAAGGAACUGAAUAAUAUUAAGAAACACUAUAAAUGGAAGGAAAGUAGUGUAGAAACCUACCCCCCCCCCAAAAAAAAAAAAAAAAAAAAAAUUGGUAACAACAAAUUCAAUCCCUUGUAGAUAACUUCCUGGACAAAACGUUUCACUGUAAUAGUGAAGGUGUACAUUUGGCAGUAGAAAACCUAAAUAGUAUAUAGUGCAUUCGGAAAGUAUUCAAACCCCUUGACUUUUUCCACAUUUUGUUACGUUACAGCCUUAUUCUAAAACGGAUGUAAUAGUUUUUUCCCCCUCAUCAAUCUACACACAAUACCCCAUAAUGACCAAGCAAAAAUCGUUUUUUAUAAAUUUUAGCAAAUGUAUAAUGAAAAACCCCGGAAAUAACACAUUUACAUAAAUAUUCAGACCCUUUGCUAUGAGACUCGAAAUUGAGCUCAGGUGCAUCCUGUUACCAUUGAUCAUCCUUGAGAUGUUUCUACAACUUGAUUGGAGUCCAUCUGGUGUAAAAUCAAUUGAUUGGACAUGAUUUGGAAAGGCACACACCUGUCUAUAUAAGGUCCCAGAGUUGACAGUGCAUGUCAGAGCAAAAACCAAGCCAUGAGGACGUAGGAAGGGUACAAAGAAAUGUCUGCAGCAUUGAAGGUCCCAAAGAACACAGUGGGCUCCAUCAUUCUUUUAUUUUUUUCUGUCAUUUAGCAGACGCUCUUAUCCAGAGCACACACACACACUAACACACACACUAACACACACACUAACAUUGAAACUCCUUGCAUUUGAUAACGUUGUAAUAUUUCUAAUGUUACUAUAUAUUUGUCUCUCUCCAGUGGAGGAGCUGAUGGGUUUGACCUGACUACGGGGACAUCGAGCCGACCAGCCACCGGCUUCGGCUUCAGACCAGACGAACAGUUCUUCUACGACUACACUUCUUCCAGAUAG
This is a messenger RNA of Coregonus sp. 'balchen', 28880 nucleotides long. The record is from the annotation of a GenBank genome assembly. NCBI's taxonomy places the organism in Eukaryota, Metazoa, Chordata, Actinopteri, Salmoniformes, Salmonidae.